This is a messenger RNA of Biomphalaria glabrata, 9742 nucleotides long. RefSeq names its product neural-cadherin-like. Bases 266 to 8347 code for a protein of 2693 amino acids. Gene Ontology annotation, biological process: homophilic cell-cell adhesion. The record is from RefSeq and is a predicted model, not a curated record. Gene Ontology annotation, cellular component: plasma membrane; catenin complex. Gene Ontology annotation, molecular function: calcium ion binding; cadherin binding. The transcript has 46 exons. Lineage: Eukaryota; Metazoa; Mollusca; Gastropoda; Planorbidae.
UUCCCGUGAAAGAAACGACGGUCAAUACACAUGAGGUAAUUCUGCACUGCGCCGCACGUACGUGUUUAGGUGUCCUAGUAAAAUAAUGGGCUGUGUCACUUUGUCACAGUGUGUAGUUUUAUGCGUCGGGGAUACCAGGAUAUGUACAGCCUGUCGGGCUUGAUCAGACAGUAGAUCAACAAUAAAGUUUUAAGGAACAUAUGAAGUCAGCAACAAGCUAAAGUAACACUACAUUUUUGGAUGUACCAAGUCAUUCUUUCUAAUCAUGGAUUUAAAAGGAACAUUUUUUGACAGUUCUGUUGCAAUUCCUAUACAGAAGCUUGUAACAAUUGUUUGUGUAUAUCUUGUGUUCACAACUCAUAAUGGAUGUGCACAGGUGUAUGUUACAGACAAUACCAUUCCAGAAAAUGUUGCCAAUGGUGUAACACUAUUUGACCUCAGCACAGUCUUGCCCAAUUUCUCUUACACAGUAACUGGCAACAUCGCCAAUGUGACUGCAAUGUUUCAAAUCAAUAGCAAUGGUCAAUUAGCCUUAGCAAGUAUUUUGUCAGAGACUAACAGAAAACGUUUUGAUUAUGAAAAAUAUCCUGUGUUUGAAGUCUAUUUAACUGCAACAAGUAGAAGCAAUAGUACUGAUGUCAGAUAUGUGACUGUUCGAUUGAGACUGUCAGAUGUGAAUGAUGAACCACCAAUGGUUAUAAAUCAGCCAGUUCCAUAUUUAGCUGUGGUCUCACCAGCAGCAAGCUCAGGCACUACUGUUUACACCUUAACAGUCUCUGACCCAGAUACAGUGCCAGUCAAUAAACCGAAUCCACAAUUUCAGAUUCUUUUGCAAACACCUAAUAACAGGUUCACAUUAUCAGCUGUGGAUGGUAAUAGAGUCAAUAUUAUUACAGCGUUAUCGGAUCCAUUUCCUCAAGGCACAGAAUAUGUUCUCAAUAUUCAAGUACAAGAUGAUGCCGGCAAUAAAAAUCAGGAACCUAUAGUAGUAAAAAUACUAGUUGGUCAGCGCUCACCACAGUUUUUUGCCACUGCUUAUGUGGGACAGAUCUAUGAAACAAAUACCCCACACUAUUUACUGAACGGUAGCGGCCAGACACUAGAAAUCAAAGCAUUACAGUUCCAGACAGGAUCACCGCUUCAGUUUAGGCUGGUGGAUACCAACAGCGCCAAUUACUACUCUGGAUAUUAUUCCUUAGAAGGUCAACCUCCUUCUGGCAAUGUUCAGUCUAUCAAACUAAAGAGCAGCCAGCCUAUUGACUAUGAGCAAGUGACUACAAUGCUUACCAGUGUUCUAGCCAUAGACCCAGUGUCUCAGCAGACUAGCACAGCCUCAUUGACCAUUAAUAUAUUGGAUGAAAAUGACAACGCACCAGUGUUUUCUGUGGUUCAGUACUUUGGAACAGUGCCUGAAAAUUUAGCUGUUGGAAGCUCAGUACUAAGAGUGACUGCAAGUGACAGAGACAGUGGACAGAAUGGAGUUAUCACUUUUUCAACAAACAGUGCUUACUUCAGUGUUGAAACGUUGAGAAACAAUUCAUAUUAUGUUGGAACCAUCAAAGUCAAAAGUCCUUUGGAUUUUGACCAACCUCCUGGACCAGUUUACAAUUUUAAUGUUACUGCCACAGACAACGGCACGGAACCUAAAACUACCACAGUGCCAGUCAUAGUGUCUGUCACCAAUGUGAAUGAUAACCCACCACUAAUUGAUAACGGAACCAGCACUUUUAGGUUGAUGGAAACUUCAGCAAAAGGGGAUGUUGUUGGUAUUAUCAAAGCCUCAGACAUUGAUGGAGAUGGUGUCAGGUUUUUUUUUAUUGGACGUGUGCCAGCAAAUGAGAUCUUCACAAUUGGAGAACUCUCUGGUGUCAUCACAUUGAGUGAUGUAAUACCUAAAGAAAAAGAUGUGUACUACCUGCCUGUCAUAGCAGAAGAUGACAGUCGAUGUUGUGCGGGGAACUUCAAACUCACAUCAACAGCAACGUUUACAGUCAACAUCAUUGGCAUCAACGCCCAAAAGCCAACAUUCACCUCAUGUAAUACUUAUGAUGGAAGCGCCACAGUAAAGGAAAAGGCUCCCAUGGGAACACCCGUUUUUCAGGUCUCAGCCUAUGACCCAGAUAGAGGUGAAAAUGGGCGAGUUAUUUAUAAAUUAAGCAGUCCAGAUCCUGAUAGUGAAAAUGCCCCAUUUGUUAUGAAUUCAACUAGUGGUAUGAUAUCUGUGAAAGGCACCAUCACUAGAGUAGCAAUUGAUUACAUCCAGGUGACAGUCAUUGGCAGUAAUCCUCCCCCUGCUGUGAUGGAAGGAUGGUGUACAUUCCGUGUGGCUAUCAUAGAUAUUAAUGACCACCCGCCUGUUUUCUCCAAACAAAAUUUUGAUGCUCAGAUUAGCAGGUCUACACCAAACAACACAGCAAUAAUCAAGAUGUUUGCUACAGAUGAAGAUGUGGGGGCCAAUGCCAACAUAACAUACUCAUUUUCCAAUGCUUCUAACAUGUUCAGCAUUGAUUCAGUAACUGGUGUGGUCAGACUAAUUGGAAUUUUAAACCCACAGGUGGACUCGUCCUACACUUUGAUUGUGGUAGCCAAUGAUAACGGCAAGGAUCCUGGUCCACUCAAAGGCAACACUACCCUGACUAUUACAACUAAAGCUUCAGGAGUAGCACCAUCGUUUGUGAGUCUGCCUCCAAGUUUAUCAAACUUCAAUAUUAGUGAAACGCCAUUACCGGGGACAGUAGUGACUACUUUUUCAUGCAAAUCAAACAAUAAUAAACCUGUGGAGUUUUUAGUGCUGGAUGCUGGGACUACCAUUGCCUCCACUACAUUUGACAAACAGAUGGUAGAUGGAUCCAAUCCAACCACGAUGAACCUGGUGCUGAGACCUUUUGUCACUUUAGAUUAUCUCAGUAAGAAGCAGUACCAGUUAACUAUUGUUUGUCUGACAUUGGAUGAUAAUCCAGGCCGAGUUGAGAUAUAUCCUACAGUGAAUGUCUUAGAUGCCAACAAUAAGAUCCCUACCUUUGUAGGCUUAGACAUUAAUGGCAGGUACGCUGGAUCAGUUAGUGAGAAUCAGCAAGUUAAUGCUACAGUUAUCCAAGUCUCAGCUAAUGAUCAGGACACUGAAAUCGAUUUUAAAACCGUCACUUUUUCAAUUAUAGAUGACAACCAGAAUUUCAGCAUUCGUUCUGAUGAUCAAAACAGAGCCACCAUCUUGACCAAUGUGAUGUUUGACAGGGAAAGACAAGAUUUGUACAUUGUUAGAAUACGUGCUCAAGAUGGUGGGAAUGGACCUGUAAAGAACACUGCCACAGUUGCAGUUUAUGUCAGAAUUACAGAUGUGAAUGACAAUGCUCCUUAUUUUCCAUAUGCCACAUACUCUUUUAAUGUCUCAGAGUCAGCUAAAGUCAGUGAGGAUGUUGCUACAGUAAUAGCCAUCGAUCCUGAUUCAAUUGACAAUGAUACCUUAAACUACAGAUUCACCCCUGAAACCAAUUACCUAAAUGCCUUUUAUAUCCUGGAUGGUAUUGGACAAAUAAAAGUAGCUAGAAAGUUGGACUAUGAAAAUGCAAAUGAGCCAAAGACCUAUAACCUGACUCUGAUUGCAACAGACUCUAAUCAACUUCACAGUGCCACUACUAAUGUACAGAUUUCAGUCAUCGAUGAAAAUGAUAAUGCUCCAGAGUUUGUUCAGUCAACUUACUCUGUGAUAGGGCUAGUGACUGAAGAGGAUACAACAGUCACUCCACAAAAUCCAAAGUUCUUAGUGAAGGUGAAUGCUACUGAUAAAGACAAGUCUCGACCUCAAACAGACAUUCGCUACUACUUGAUUGGGACAGUCACCAACUUUACCAUCAAUGAGAGGACGGGAGAAGUUUAUCUGACCGGUGCUUUGGACAGAGAUGUGCCCAACCCUGUCUACGGUGUGACGGUCAAAGCAGAAGACGAACGUAUCAAUCCACUUUAUGGCUACGCGGAUGUUUUGGUUUAUCCCAUGGACAUCAAUGAUAAUGAUCCUGUAUUUGACCAAGCGUCUCUAAAUGGCAGGCUGAAAGAGAACCUUGCUAAUGGAAAUUUCUGCAUGACUGUGGUGGCAAGGGACAAGGACGACGGCUUGAAUGGCACUGUCAGUUACUUUGUGUCAAAGUCACAGCCUAGCCCUGACAGGUCGGCACUGUUUACUAUUAAAACCACUUCUGGAGACAUUUAUGCUACAGGACGUCCUGACCAGUACGAUCGUGAGACGAAUGAAUAUAUGUUAUUGGUUAUUGAAGCACGUGACGGUGGUAAUCCCUACAGAUCAGCUACAGCAACUGUCACUAUCACCCUUGAUGAUGACAAUGACCAGAUUCCAUUUUUCCCACUGCCUCUAUACACUGCUACAAUGUCAGAAAUCACCACUUCUGGAAGUAUUCUCCUAGUGCCUGCUAUUGAUCUGGACCUGGAUCCCAAGCUUCAGUUUAAACUUUUAGGAUCCCCAGGAAUAGAACACUUCAUUGUUUCUACUUUAGGUCAUCAGGCUAAUAUACAAAUCUCAAAGCCAGUGGAUUAUGAAACUGACCCACAUGUCUACAACAUGACACUUUAUGUUCAUGACGAGAUUGAUACCCAUAUAAACUCCACUCAGAUCCAGAUAUUUGUCACCGAUUACAAUGACAAUCCUCCAGUGUUUGAAUCUAGUUCCAUCACAGUCCAAAUGCUGGAGGAAAGACCUGCUGGAACCUAUGUGGCCACUUUUAAAGCUAGAGAUGCUGAUUCAGGCCUGAAUGGAGAAUUUGAUUUUACAAUUGUGAGAUCCUCUGACCCACGAUAUGAAUUCUACAUUGAUCCCAAGUCUGGCAACGUUACAACGAGGAAACCUGUGGACAGAGAAGUCUCAGACGUUAGACGACUCAUUAUUCUUGCUACUGAUAAAGGUGAGAUUCCAUUAAGUAGUUCUGCUAUGCUGUCAGUUCUUCUGGCUGACAUCAAUGACAAUGCUCCAUCCUUCAAAGACGACUACCGACCAGUUGUUCCAGAGAAUCAAAACUUUGAUAAUACAUUGGUUGUAGAAAUCUUUGCCAAGGAUCCAGAUACACCUGACAAUGGACCACCAUUUGGAUUUAAACUUCCCGACUCCUGUGAUGUACCAGCAUGCCAGUUUUUUAGUUUGACCUAUAACCAAAAUGCUGAUGGAAACAAAGGCACAGCCACCAUUAGAACAAAGGUUGUCAGAUUUGAUCGCGAGCAAGCAAAAUAUUAUCUGCUACCCAUUGUCAUGUGGGACAGAAAUGGCAAGCAAGACUCUAGAACUGCCACCAACACUCUGACUAUAGUCAUUGGUGAUGAGAAUGACAAUGAUCAGAAGUCUGGACACCAAAAUAUUUAUGUUUACAACUAUGAAGGUCAGUUAUCUGAUGCGCAGAUUGGUAGAGUCUAUGUCGAUGACCCUGAUGAUUGGGACUUGCCUGACAAAACAUUUAACAAUCUUCUACCAGCUACCUUACAAAACUAUUUCAGUGUGGCUCCAGACACUGGGAUGCUCACCAUGAAGAAAGGUGUUCCUGUAGGGACAUAUAAUUUUCAGGUGACAGUCUAUGACAAGAAAUUUUCCUCAACUGUAACAGGGAGUGUGACAGUUACAGUCCAACAACUUAGUGAUGAGGCCGUCAUGAAGUCUGGAUCGAUUCGACUUAGUGGUAUGACUGCCGAAGAGUUUGUAACUACUUCAGGCUCUGGGCCUACCGCAACUAACGCCUACGAUAAGUUUAGAACCAAACUGGCCAGUCUGUUGGGCUACAACAGCAAGGAUAAUGUACAAAUUGUUUCCCUAACUGAUGGAGAUGGCUACUUGGAUGUUCACUAUUCUGUCCAUGGUAGCCCUUAUUCCAAUCCAUCGCAGAUAGAGAGUGCUAUCAUGUUAAAUCAGGGGGAGUUUGAGAAGGCUGUUGGAGUGACUGUAGUACAAGUCCCAAUUAAUCUGUGCAUGGAUGAGCUGUACGAUGAUGGAUGUUACACAGACUUUAAUUUCAACCAGCAACCUUACCUGGUCAAUGCAAACGGCACCAGUUACCUCCUGAUGAAGACAUCCUUGUCUGCCGAGGCUGGCUGCAUUGAUUCAGUUUUCCCAGAGCCAGAAGUUUGUAGGGGAGACUACUGUUUUAAUGGUGGUACAUGUGUCCAGGAUGACUGGGGCACAUUGAGUUGUACUUGUCCACCUGGCUAUGAUGGGCCACGGUGUCAACAGAGGCGACAUACUUUUGAUGGUUCUAGUAUAGCUUUCUAUGACAGCCUCUCCGUGUGCUCAGAAGGCAGGACAAGUAUAGAUUUUAUCACAACACAGGAGAAUGGUGUCAUCAUGUACAGUGGUCCACUUAGUACAACUGCACAGGGGCCAUCAGAUUUCCUGAGUCUAACACUGAGUGGAGGAUUGCCAGUACUCAAGAUUAAUCUUGGAACUAGAGAACUGUCUCUCACUCUACCAAGUAGCACAGCCAAACUGAAUGAUGGGAAAUGGCAUCAUAUAGACAUAGACAGAGACAACCAGAUUGUGACCAUGACAAUUGACCAUUGCGAGACAGCUCUAAACGGUGCCUCCAGCAAUGGUACUGUCAGUGACUGGAGUUCCUGCAGACGGUCAGACACUGUGCCUGGUCCUGAUGUUCUUCUCAAUGUCCAGUCUUUCCUUCAGUUAGGUGGUCAGUAUCAGUCUUCAGCCACAGGAUUUAGUGGAUGCCUUCGGAAUCUCGUCCACAAUACAAAGCUGUAUGAUCUGAGUUUUAACAUUCCUAAUUGGGGCUCUGGUACUAAUGGGUGUUCCAAUGAAGCGAGAGCUUGUGGAGAGAGCUCCAGCCAGCCUGUGUGUGGACAGAAUGCUACCUGUGACUCUGUAUGGUUGCCUACAGUUCAGAAAGCUUCUUGUCGCUGUGCCUCAGGAUGGUAUGGGAAUCAGUGUGCUAAAGAGGCCCCAAUAAUAGACUUAAAACAACAGAGUUACUUGAAGUGGAGUGUCAGUGCACCCAUCAUUGAACUAACGGUGAAGAAAAUGAGCUUCCAGAUGAUGUUUAGAACACGCAAGACUUCUGGUACUCUCUUCUUGUUGACCAAUGCUGCCCAGAACUCCAUCUUGUUACAGCUCAACUCCGGCAGAUUGACUCUAGUCUACAACAUGGGAGCAGGGGAGAAAAGAUUGGCUUUGUUUAAUGCCACUGCCAAUAAUGGCCAGUGGCAUACUGUCCGAAUGGAGAGAUACGGUUCUGAGUUUUUAUUAAGUUUGGAUGGCGGUGAAGGACGCAACUACAACUAUCAGAUGGCCAUACCCAGUCUUAGUGUCUUCUUCCGAAUGUUGACCUACUUUAGUGUUGGGGGCAGCAUCCUGCCUGUCAACACUGCACCAAGCUCAGUACCCGAUGAUUUAUUCAGCACUUGUGUGCGUGACAUUCGACUCAGUGAUAACUGGCUCCCCAUGACCAAAGCUCAGAAUAGUGAAGCUCUGUCUGGACUUGCUUUGUAUGACUCUGCCAAUGUAGUAGAGGGAUGUAUACGUAAUGACUGCGCAAAUGUUCCAGCAUGUCCACCCAAUCAAGAAUGUUACCCUCUCUGGGAGAUGUAUAAAUGCAGGUGUGUUCCAGGCUACAUUAUGGAUACCACUGGCUGUGUUUCUUUAUGCCAGUCUAGUCCAUGUUUAAAUGGCGGCACCUGUCAAGUGAUCAACAACCAAAUCUCAUGCCAAUGUCUUUCUGGCUGGUCUGGAGACGUGUGUGGCACAAUGGCCAUAGUAGAUGAUUCCUCACUCUCGGGUGGUGCCAUCGCAGGCAUAGUCAUUGCUUGUAUUGUCUUACUCAUUCUGGUCAUCCUGUUGUUGGUCUUCAUUUGUAUCAGGAGAAAACCAGAAGAAAAAGAAAAGUUUGUCCUGGAGGUUGAUCCUGAUGAUGAUUACAUUAGAGAGAAUGUGAUGUUUUAUGAUGAGGAGGGGGCUGGUGAGGAGGAUCAUGAUGCUUAUGACUUAACAUUGCUCCAGAAACCAAGUCUUGAAACUAUGGCGCGUCCAAACUUUUACCCAGACAAGGCAGAUGAAAUGACUCGUAAAAAUGCUCCUAGAGCUGAAGCUCAGCCUCGUCUAGACAGACCAGACGUCGGAACUUUUAUUGACAACAGGAUCAAGGACGCCGAGGAUGAUGAUCCCUUCGCCGACAGCACCCGCCAGUACGACUUUGAAGGUGCCAAUAGUGACGCAGGCAGUCUAAGCUCUCUCAACACCAGCAGUAGUGAUGCUAGCCAGGACUAUGACUAUCUCAGUGGCUGGGGACCCAAGUUUGCCAGGUUGGCUGAUAUGUAUGGAGCAGGUCAGAAUUUAGAAGAGAAUUCUUGAUUGCUCUCUGCAUCACUUCAUCCAUGAGUCAUGGCCUCAAUGCAUUAGUUUUUUUUGGAUGCCUUAGUUUUUUGUUAUCUUUUUUUUUCUGUAACUAACAGAGGCCUUAAACAUCAGAGCUGAAGCAGUACUUUUUGUAAAGUUAGCUAGGGAAAGUUUCCUUUUUUUGUAUAUAGUCAAUGCCUGUACAUACACUUUUUGAUCUGUAGCAUCAGUUUGUAGAACAAACAUUUUUAAUAGUUGACAUUGUGUUUUGACAUAUUUUUUUUUAAUAUGCUUUGUAUCAACCAUUUUGCUUUGAAAUCUCAAGUUCUUCUUGAUUGAGCUUUUUUUUGUUUCUAACACUAUAAAAUAUUGACAUCUUGUACAGUUUGAUCUCUUAAUGAAAUAUUUCAAGGGUUCCUAGUAUUUCUAGAGCUUUCUAUAAACCAAAAUGGAAGUCUGAAAAACUGCUCUGGGAUUAUUCAUCUCUGGGGAGGGAGGGUUGUUUGACAAGAUUUGAAGUCAAUUUGUUGAAGUAACAUUCCACAUAUCAUUCCAUGUAUCAUGUCUAUAAGAUAAUUGUUGACUCCAGUCUUAGCUGAACUUAAGAGUAGUUUGAGACAUUGAAUUCUGGUAGAACCAUAUUGUUCUAUUGUCAAGUUUAAUAGGUUGUGGAUGGGUUUUUUUUAUGUCCUAACCCAAAUCUCCUGCGUAAGGCAGGAAAUGACCAAAGGCAGGGUUUGAACUCUGCACCAUUGUGACUACAGUCUGAAGCAUAUACCACAUGACCUGGCAGCCACCCAUUACUUCAUAUACUUUCAUAAAUAAUCUUUUAAUAUGGUCAAAGUUUUUGUUGGCCUUAAUGUGUGUAAGAAGUGGCCAUUUGGGGGGUUUAAAUUUUGUUAAGCUAUAUAUUGGAGCCUAGUCCUCAACUCAAAAUGCUGACUCAUAACUAGGGCCUUCAGCUGGGGCUAUCCAAUAAUCAUACCACCAUCCCAUGUUACUAUUAGUUUAAAAUGAUCUUGUUAUUAAGCUCAAAUAGUAAUAAAUCAGUCCAGCCAGGUCUACCACUGUUUAGUUAUUCAAACUGAAUUUCUUCAUUAGGCACAAUUGUCAAAACCAGUUUUUCAUAGUCCACUUUUGUAGAUGUUGGUCACAAGUAGAAACCGUUAGAUCCUAUUGGUUCUCUAGUGCAUAAUAAAUAACACUUGAUUAGUUUUAACAUUGGGGGAUCCCUGUCUGGUAAAUUAAUGCCAUCAAUCAAUAAUACAUAUCUUUAACUUUGUUGAAAUGUUUUGAUGUAAAUAUUUUUAUAUUCUAUACAACUCAAAUUUUUAAUUUAUAUUUUAUAAUGUCAUUUUAUGUCAAGAAAACAUUCCAGACUUUAAAUAAACUAUUGUUCAUAUAAUUGAA